Molecule: messenger RNA, 2124 nt
Organism: Drosophila willistoni
Lineage: Eukaryota; Metazoa; Arthropoda; Insecta; Diptera; Drosophilidae
Product: nose resistant to fluoxetine protein 6
Exons: 9
Coding region: 22-1992 (656 amino acids)
Molecular function (GO): acyltransferase activity, transferring groups other than amino-acyl groups
Source: RefSeq, a predicted model, not a curated record
GACGUUAAUUUUCAUAAACUCAUGAAGUUGCGUCCUCUGGGUGUGGAGUUUGGGGAAUACUUUCAAAACACUUCGGCCUUACCAGACAUACCCAACAUGCAGGAUCUGCAGUGUUUAGCCGACCUAACUAAGUGGACGAGCAGCAUUACUUCAGGCAAAUAUUGGGCUCUAAAAAUGAUUGACUCCUGGGGAUCAAUACCAUCGGGCUAUUUGCAUGGAAGUUGUUAUGAUAUGGGCAACUUUGAUGAAUGCCUGGGAAUCAACAAAGUGAUUACCUCUACUCACAGUAUAAAGGGAAAAUACUGCUUUAUGGAAUUACCAAUCGCGAAAUAUAUUCUUGGUGUAGAUUUCAGCUCUUCCAAUAUGAAAAUUGCUUCUUGUUUUCCGGCUUCGUGUUCGGGCCAGCUAAUGGAUCGUUUUUUGGGCACAAUGUUGCAACGUUUAAUUGGAUUGGAGAAUGCCAAUGGUUUAGUUACCAUAAAUGAAAAUAGUUGCCAAACAAAGGAUAGCCAACCAUACGAUGGCCUCACAAUUUUCCUUAUUGUGAUUUUAUCGCUUUUUGCUUUGGCUACGAUCCUGGCCACCCUGUAUGACUAUUUUCUGUGCAAAAAUCAAGAACAACUCCAUCAUGUCGUGAAGAUUUUCUCAGCACGGGCAAAUUCACGUGUCGUAUUUCGUAUAGUGGAACCGUCUACGAAUCCAAAUGUUAUAGAUUGCCUACAUGGCCUACGAUGCAUGUCCCUUAUCUGGGUCGUAUAUAGCCAUGAAUACAUAUUUAGUAUGAUGGCACCGAAUCUUAAUCAAUAUGCAUUAGUUUGGUGGUUUGAACAUCCAUUUACCAGUUUUAUAUUGGAGGGAUUCUUUUCUGUGGAUACAUUUUUCUUUAUCAGUGGCCUGCUGUUGGCCAUGAUUAGUCUAAGAUCUAUGGAAAAACUUAAAGGUAAAAUCAACAUUCCUUUGAUGUACUUGCAUCGCUAUCUUCGGCUAACUCCAAUCUUGGCAAUAGCCAUUUUGGUAUACUGGAAGCUCUUACCCCGUAUGGUCAGGGGUCCUCUAUCGGAUCAAGGUUUCUCCGAUUAUUCUGUGUGCGAGUGGAAUUGGUAUAAAACGUUGCUUUAUAUUCAGAACUAUGCUAGUACGGACCUGUGUGUGCCGCAUUCGUGGUACUUGGCGGUCGACAUGCAGCUCUAUAUUAUCUCACCCAUUCUACUGAUUGCCGUCUACAAGUGGGGCAAGAAGGCGGCAGGUGGAAUUGUUAUCCUGAUACUUUUGCUUUCUGCCUGCCUUUUUACCACAAUGCUCCUGGGAGAUUUGUCCCGACAGUUUAAAAAUAACGAGCAUGCAGCGGAGGCGCAACAGAAGCUAUACUUUUCCACCCAUACACAUGCCGCUCCCUGGUUGAUAGGAUUUCUUUUUGGCUAUUUCCUGCACUUGAAACGUGGCCAAAAAUUUAAUUUAAGCCGGCCAUAUGUAUGGCUGGGUUGGUUACUAUGUCUUGCCAUGAUCUUCACCUCGAUCUUUGCCCUUUACCCAUAUGUCAAGUGGGGAAAACCCGCCUUGUCCAUUCUGGGCGAGGCAUUUUAUUAUACACUGACGCGCAUCGGCUGGCCAUUGUCCUUGUGUUGGGUAGUAUUUGCUUGUAUGCAAGGAUAUGGUGGGUUGGCCAAUAGUUUUCUCUCCUCGCCGCUUUGGCAGCCAUUAUCAAGGCUCUCCUAUUCGAUCUACAUUUGGCACAUUUUCGUGCAGGAGAUCAAUCACAGGCGAAUCCAAACAGUAACUUUUUUCUCAGACUAUGAAGUGAUGUUGCAGUUCUGGUCGUCGUUUGGCUUCGCAGUUAUAAUGUCAUAUGUGAUGUAUAUUGCAGUUGAAGCACCUUUGGGUGGAAUAGAGUCUUUACUAAUGCCCAAUAAAAAGCCAAAACCUCAUUCUAAGGAAGAACCGACUGAACCGAAAGAUAAUAAACCUAAGGAGGGAACCACUGAUACCUCUUAAUAGGCACUUUAGUUAUAUUAUUUAGAUUAUUACAAGCUGCUUGCAGUGCCUCAGAUAUGAUUAACUUAUGACCCUGAUUUUAUUACAAAUGACUCACUACAUAUCAAUAAUAAAUAUACAUAUGUACUUGAA